AUGCAGCAUUAGCAGGAUCAGCCCUUGCACCUGCCAGCAUCUGCGUUUAGCCCCUAUGCUUACCCCCCAUUCUCCCCCAGCAAGUGCAGUGCCAGUAGGUCACUCAGAGUGCCAGUCAGGGGCGGACUGACAACUCAUGGGGCCCCCAGGCAAUAGGGGAUCAUGGGGCCCCUGUGUCCUCUCCCACACUCAAACCACACCCAAAAAAGCCUAUGAAAGGUACCAGGGGCAUCUCAUGGGGCCACCUACUGACCCCGGGCCUCGGGCAGUGCCCAAGUUCUCGAAUGGUCAGUCCGUCCCUGGUGCCAGUACU
Molecule: messenger RNA, 313 nt
Organism: Staurois parvus
Lineage: Eukaryota; Metazoa; Chordata; Amphibia; Anura; Ranidae
Source: the annotation of a GenBank genome assembly